Messenger RNA from Trematomus bernacchii (emerald rockcod), 756 nucleotides. Its product is annotated as vacuolar protein sorting-associated protein 37D-like. Gene Ontology annotation, biological process: protein targeting to vacuole; ubiquitin-dependent protein catabolic process via the multivesicular body sorting pathway; protein targeting to membrane. The record is from RefSeq and is a predicted model, not a curated record. Gene Ontology annotation, cellular component: ESCRT I complex. Bases 1 to 756 code for a protein of 251 amino acids. The transcript has 4 exons. NCBI's taxonomy places the organism in Eukaryota, Metazoa, Chordata, Actinopteri, Perciformes, Nototheniidae.
AUGUCUCACUUUGCCGCUCUGAGGACCCGAGAGCUGCGCGAGCUGCUGGAGGAUGAAGACAGAAUAAGACACAUCAUCAGGGGCAGCGAUAAGGUUCAGGGGCUGCAGAGUGCUGCAGAGAAGAUGCUGCUUUCCAAUCAGAAAACAGCCAAAGUCGCUCUUUCUCAAAAACCUAAAUUUAGAGAUGCUAAGUUGCUACUUGCAAUGAAGUACAAAGAACUGGAAAACAUUCAAAGCAUCAUCCAGGCCAAACAAGAACAACUUGCAGAAAAAUCCAGUUUGCAUUGUGCUCAGUGGAGUCUCCUAAAAACAGUAAACCAUGCAGAGGAGGAGUGUGAGAUGCUGUGUCAGAGGUUUGAAGAGGGGAAUACGUUGCUGGCAGAUUUCCUGAAUUCCUUUCUGGGCUCACGGAAAGCCCAACACAUCAGGAUGGUUCUGGUGAAGAAGCUGCAGGAAGUUAUUGAAUUGGAAUCAACACAAUGGCUCGGUGAGAUGCACCCUGACACUCCCAACACCUGCCUCUGCAGUCUCACCACAGCUGUGGUCUUACCAGCCUGCUGCCACCCUCCAUUCCUGCUCCCCUUUGGCCUCCAUGUGAACACGGAUCACCGUCUACAACAUUUACCGCUUUGUCAUGAUUACAAUGUGUCUCUACGUCCUCGAGUGCACGGACGAGGCCCCAGAUGGCCCACAAGACCUGUCCGUCUUCCGCCUCUGAAGGUUCAGAAGAGGAGGCAUCAACAGGCACCACAAUGA